Molecule: messenger RNA, 333 nt
Organism: Capsicum annuum
Lineage: Eukaryota; Viridiplantae; Streptophyta; Magnoliopsida; Solanales; Solanaceae
Product: ribosomal RNA-processing protein 14-C-like
Exons: 1
Coding region: 1-333 (110 amino acids)
Source: RefSeq, a predicted model, not a curated record
AUGGAAGAAGAUAAGAGCCAAGAAGAAAGUAGAAAAGAAGCAGCUGCAGAGGUUGAAAAAGAAGCAGCAGCAGAUGAAGAAGGCAAGGAAAAAGAAAAAGCUGAUAAAGAAACUAACAGAGAAGAAGUUGAGAAAGAAGCAUCAGGAAAGGAAAAGAAGAAGCUGAGGAAGAAACAGCUGUUGCAGGUGAAGAAAGAGAAGAAGCUGAGGAAGAAAAGGAAGUUAAAGAAGCACCAGUUGCUACAGAUGCCAAAAAAAAAGAAGGUAAGAAUGAAGAAGCAGCUGCAGCUGUUGAGAAAAAAAGAGCUGAAGCGGACCAAAAAGAUAUGGUGA